GAUAAUCGAGAUCGACACACACACGCAAUCUUAAUUAACAGUUGAUAUAUAUGUUGGGUGAGAGAGUGGAGGAAGGAAACCAGAUGAUCAAAGGGAGAGUGGUGUUGAUAAAGAAGAAUUUGUUGGAUUUGAAUGACUUAGGUGCAUCGGCUCUUGAUCGAAUCCAUGAGUUGUUCGGCAAUAACAUCUCUCUCCAACUCAUUAGCGUAGUUCGACCCGAAGACGAAUCAUCAGAAGGAAGGUUGAGAGGAAAGCUUGGAAAAGCAGCCAUAGUGGAAGACUGGAUUACAACCAUUACACCUCUGAUAGUUGAGGAAUCAACUUAUGCAGUUACAUUUGAAUGGAAUGAGGAGAUAGGAAUUCCAGGGGCAUUUCUGGUCAAAAAUGAUCAUCACAGUGAGUUUUACCUCAAGACCCUUACUCUUGAAGAUGUUCCUGGCCAUGGUCAACUCCAUUUUGACUGUAACUCAUGGGUUUAUCCAUCCAAACGUUACACAAAAGACCGUAUUUUCUUCGCCAACAAGGCAUAUCUGCCUGGUGAAACUCCUGAAUUACUACGUCAGUAUAGAGAAGAAGAAUUGGUCAUCUUGAGAGGUACCGGAUCCGGGAUGCUCCAAGAAUGGGAUCGGGUUUAUGAUUAUGCAUUCUACAAUGAUUUGGGGAACCCCGAUGACGAUAUAGAAUAUGCCCGACCAGUCCUCGGAGGGUCUUCUGAGUACCCGUAUCCUCGUAGAGGGAGAACAGGCAGACCACCAACCAAAUCAGAUCCCAAAACUGAGAGCAGGCUUCCAUUGCUACAGAGUUUAAGUGUAUAUGUUCCAAAAGAUGAGCAAUUUGGACAUUUGAAGCUGUCUGGUUUCCUUGGUUAUGGAUUGAAAUCCAUUGGUCAAUUUCUUGUCUCUGAGGGUGAGGCUCUAACAGACACUACUACCCAUGAUGAAUUUGAUACCUUUCAAGAUGUGUUGAAGACUUAUGAAGGAGGAUUAAAGCUGCCUCAAGGCAAACUACUUGAUCAAAUUCAAGAAAACAUCCCUUUUGAGAUAUUGAAAGCACUUUCUCAAUCAGAUGGUGAGGGACUUGCCAAAUUCCCCAUGCCACAAGUUAUCAAAGAGGACAAAUCUGCUUGGAGGACCGAUGAAGAAUUUGCAAGGGAAAUGUUGGCUGGAGUCAACCCCGUUAGCAUUCGUCUACUCAAAGAGUUUCCUCCAACAAGCAAGUUAGACUUUGAAAUCUAUGGUAACCAAAACAGUUCCAUAAAACCUUCACACAUUGAGCAAAAUCUUGAUGGUUUAGAAAUAGAGGAGGCAAUCAAGUCGAGCAGACUAUUUAUACUCGACCACCAUGAUUCACUGAUGCCAUACGUGAGGCGAAUAAAUGCAACACCCACCAAGAUUUACGCAACACGAACAUUGCUAUUUUUGCAAAAAGACGGAACUCUAAAACCAUUGGCAAUUGAAUUGAGCUUGCCUCAUCCCGAAGGAGAUCAACUGGGCGCCAUUAGUAAAGUGUACACUCCAGCUGAACACGGAGUUGAAGAGUCCGUUUGGCAGUUGGCCAAAGCAUAUGUAGCGGUGAAUGACUCUGGGGUCCAUCAGCUCAUUAGUCACUGGUUGAAUACGCAUGCUGUUAUCGAGCCGUUUGUGAUUGCAACAAAUCGGCAACUAAGUGUUCUCCACCCGAUCCAUAAACUUCUCCAACCUCAUUUUCGUGAUACAAUGAACAUAAACGCCUUUGCAAGGCAAAUCUUGAUCGACGGUGGAGGUUUUCUCGAGCAAACAGUGUUCCCAGGGAGAUAUGCAAUGGAAAUGUCGUCUUUCAUAUACAAGGAUUGGGUGUUAACCGACCAAGCACUCCCUGUUGAUCUUGUCAAGAGGGGAAUGGCGAUUGAGGACUCGAAUUCCACAAAUGGAAUCCGUUUAACGGUUGAGGAUUACCCAUAUGCUGUUGACGGUCUAGAGAUUUGGUCAGCCAUCAAAACAUGGGUUGAGGACUACUGUAGCUUCUACUACAAAAACGACAAUAUGGUUCAAAACGACACUGAACUCCAAUCAUGGUGGAAGGAACUUCGAGAAGAAGGACAUGGGGACAAGAAAGACGAGCCAUGGUGGCCAAAAAUGGAUUCUUGCCAUAACUUAAUGGAUAUGUGCACUACAAUCAUAUGGGUGGCUUCUGCUCUUCAUGCAUCAGUCAAUUUCGGGCAAUACGCGUAUGCCGGGUAUCUCCCUAAUCGUCCAACUCUAAGUCGUCGUCUUAUGCCUGAACCAAACACCCCAGAGUAUGAAGAACUUAAAGAGAAUCCAGAUAAUGUGUUCUUGAAAACAAUCACUGCUCAAUUGCAAGCACUAAUUGGUGUAUCUUUGAUAGAGUUGUUAUCUAGGCAUCCUUCAGAUGAGGUUUAUCUUGGGCAAAGAGAAAGUUCGGAGUGGACGAUGGAUUCCGAACCUUUGAAGGCGUUUGAGAAAUUCGGCAAGAAGAUUAGAGACAUCGAGGGGAGAAUUGUACAGAGGAAUGGUGACCAUAAUUUGAAAAAUAGGAUGGGACCGGUUAAAGUACCAUAUACCCUUUUGUAUCCAACCAGCGAAAAGGGACUUACCGGAAAGGGAAUUCCAAACAGUGUGUCGAUAUGAAGGCACUUCAAUCAUCGUAUAAACCAAACCAAACCAACUCAACUCAGUAUAUACUAUUCAAAAGUACAGUACGAAAUAAAUGGGAUAUAUGCCAACCCACCUAUCUCAAUUUGCGUAAAAUAAUGAUUUGUUUAUUGUAAAUUUGUCUUGUUUUCUUUUCUAAUAAAAGUGGCAGCCUUCACCAUGGGA
Molecule: messenger RNA, 2816 nt
Organism: Cynara cardunculus var. scolymus (artichoke)
Lineage: Eukaryota; Viridiplantae; Streptophyta; Magnoliopsida; Asterales; Asteraceae
Product: probable linoleate 9S-lipoxygenase 5
Exons: 9
Coding region: 51-2627 (858 amino acids)
Biological process (GO): lipid oxidation
Molecular function (GO): metal ion binding; protein binding; oxidoreductase activity, acting on single donors with incorporation of molecular oxygen, incorporation of two atoms of oxygen
Source: RefSeq, a predicted model, not a curated record